Messenger RNA from Gastrolobium bilobum, 2661 nucleotides. RefSeq names its product pentatricopeptide repeat-containing protein At2g03880, mitochondrial. NCBI's taxonomy places the organism in Eukaryota, Viridiplantae, Streptophyta, Magnoliopsida, Fabales, Fabaceae. The record is from RefSeq and is a predicted model, not a curated record. Gene Ontology annotation, molecular function: RNA binding; protein binding; zinc ion binding. Bases 1 to 2661 code for a protein of 886 amino acids. Gene Ontology annotation, biological process: RNA modification. The transcript is spliced from 2 exons.
AUGUUUCCUAAACUUAUGGUUUCAGUCUUUCAUAGUCUUCAAAGUUCAUAUAUCCAUGGGUACUUGGAACUGCUCCAGCAUCUUCUGAACAAGCGUGGCAUAUGGAAGUGCGCUCUUCCUAGCAGCACAUUGCAUAAUGAUUUCUUCCCUUGCCUCUGCUGCUGCUGCUGCAACCUUUUGUGGUUAAAUGAAGACACUGAUGAAAGUAAGGUGCAUCAAGUGGUUAUGCACAAGUUGGAUUCAAAAGUUGUGGUAUUUCCUCACAACCCAUGCCGACCAUUCAAGCUUCUGCCUUUUCUUCGUUGUAUCCACACCUGCAUUGCUGGUUCUUAUCAAUCUACGUACCAUUCCAAUCAGCUCCUCAAUGGGUUGUCGAAAUCUGGUCGAAUGGAUGAUGCCCGGAAAGUGUUUGACAAAAUGUCUCAUCGGGAUGAGUAUACUUGGAACACCAUGAUAUAUGGUUAUGUUAAUAUGGGAAGAUUGGUUGAAGCAAGAGAGCUUUUUGAUGGGUUUUCGAAUAGAAGUUCUAUCACUUGGUCCUCCAUCAUAUCCGGGUAUUGUAGAUUUGGGUGUGAAGCUGAAGCUUUUGAUUUGUUUAGGUGGAUGAGGUUGGAGGGUCAGAAACCAAGCCAGUACACUUUAGGAAGUAUUCUGAGGUUGUGCUCAGCAUUGCGUUUGAUCCAAAACGGGGAAAUGAUUCAUGGGUAUGUGGUGAAGAAUGGAUUUGAAUCCAAUGUGUAUGUUGUCACUGGCCUUGUUGACAUGUAUGCAAAGUGUAAGCACCUUUCAGAAGCUGAGUUUCUCUUCAAGGGGUUGGCCUUUGACAAGGGAAAUCAUGUCCUGUGGACUGCCAUGGUCACUGGUUAUGCUCAAAAUGGUGAUGGUCAUAAGGCAAUCGAGUUUUUUCGUUACUUACGUGCAGAAGGGGUUGAGUCAAAUCAGUUUACAUUUCCUAGCAUAUUGACAGCAUGUUCUGCAGUUUCAGCACGUUGUUUUGGAGAACAAGUGCAUGGUUGCAUUGUGCGGAGUGGUUUUGGAUGCAAUGUAUUUGUUCAAAGUGCGUUGGUUGAUAUGUAUGCAAAAUGUGGAGAUCUAAGUAGUGCAAAAAGGGUAUUAGAAACUAUGAAGGAUGACGAUGUUGUUUCAUGGAACUCCCUGAUAGUUGGGUGUGUAAGACACGGGUUUGAAGAGGAAGCUCUACUCUUGUUUAAAAAAAUGCAUUCAAGAAAUAUGAAGAUUGAUGAUUAUACAUUCCCAUCUGUCCUGAAUUGUUGCAUAAUAGGCAGUAUAGAUGCAAAAUCUGUUCACUGUUUGGUAGUCAAGACUGGAUUUGAUAAUUAUAAGCUUGUUAGCAAUGCUCUUGUUGACAUGUAUGCCAAAACUGGGGACUUGAAUUGUGCAUAUGCAGUGUUUGAAAAGAUGAUUGAGAAAGAUGUCAUCUCAUGGACCUCCCUUGUCACUGGUUAUGCACAAAAUGGCUCCCACGAAGAAUCCCUGAAGAUUUUUUGUGACAUGAGAAUUGCAGGGGUAAGUCCAGACCAAUUUAUUGUUGCAAGUAUUUUGAGUGCCUGCGCAGAACUGACUGUUCUAGAAUUUGGUAAACAAGUGCAUUCAGACUUUAUAAAAUCAGGCCUUAGAUCGUCACUGUCAGUGGAUAAUUCCCUUGUAACCAUGUACGCAAAAUGCGGAUGCCUGGAUGAUGCUGAUACCAUUUUUGUUUCAAUGCAAGUUCGGGAUGUAAUUACUUGGACAGCUCUUAUUGUUGGUUAUGCACAGAAUGGUAGGGGAAGAGACUCCUUAAGAUUUUAUGAUACUAUGAUAACAAGUGGCACAAAACCAGAUUUUAUCACAUUCAUAGGAUUAUUAUUUGCUUGUAGCCAUGCUGGUCUUGUGGAUGAUGGUCGCAUAUAUUUUCAGCAAAUGUGUAAGGUUUACGGAAUAAAACCUGGCCCUGAACACUACGCCUGCAUGAUUGAUCUUUUUGGACGUUCAGGUAAGCUUGAUGAGGCAAAAGAAUUACUAAAUGAAAUGGAUGUGGAGCCAGAUGCAACGGUAUGGAAGGCACUCCUUGCUGCAUGUAGAGUGCAUGGAAACUUAGAGUUGGGAGAGAGGGCAGCUACAAAUCUUUUUGAGUUGGAACCCAUGAAUGCUAUGCCUUAUGUUAUGUUGUCUAACAUGUAUUCUGCAGCUCAUAAAUGGGAUGAUGCUGCAAAAAUUCGAAAGUUGAUGAAAUCAAAAGGAAUAAUUAAGGAGCCUGGAUGCAGUUGGAUUGGGAUAAACAGCAGAGUGCAUACCUUCAUUUCUGAAGACAGAGGACAUCCAAUGGCAGCUGAGAUUUAUUCCAAGAUUGAUGACAUUAUAAUAAGAAUUAAGGAGGCUGGUUAUGUUCCAGAUAUGAAUUUUUCUUUGCAUGACAUGGAUAGAGAGGGAAAGGAGGUUGGUCUUUCUUAUCACAGUGAGAAGCUGGCUGUUGCUUUUGGAUUACUUGCUUCUCCACCAGGUGCACCAAUUCGCAUAUUUAAGAAUCUCCGGGUUUGUGGAGAUUGUCAUUCUGCUAUGAAAUAUAUAUCAACAGUUUUUACCCGUCAUAUAAUAUUGAGGGAUUCAAAUUGUUUUCAUCAUUUUAAAGAUGGAGAAUGUUCUUGUGGAGAUUAUUGGUAG